GGGACUGGGCAGCGGGUGUGGUACGCGGGGGGUCGGGUGGGGGCUCUCUCCCUCCCUCGCCCAUCCGAGCUUCUUCCUCCCCCCGACCCGCCUGACUGAACAGCCCUGCUGGUGUGUGCUCCGCCCCCGAGUCACUCCGCCCUUGGAUCCCCCCCCUCCCUGGCAAAUUCCCCAGCAAAUUCAUGCUCCUCAACCCCACCUAUAAACGUGCAUAAUCCUGCGUCCCGUCCCCCCUGCCCAGCCCCACUUCUCUACUCCGUCCUGCUUCCGCAGGGCUCUUCUCUCCCCCUCCCUGGCCGCCCGCCCGCCCGCAGCUGCUGCCGCCGGCUUUCUACCCUGCUGCCCCCAAGGCCGCAGAGACUGGCUCUGUGCCUGCCGGCCAGGUGCUGCCUGUCUUCUCUUCCAAAUCCCUUCCCAGUGAGCAUUUCAGGCCUGAUUCUUCUCCUCUGAGCCUGGUGUGCGCAAUCAUACAAUCAUAAAAGUCUAGGACUGGAAGAGUCUUCAAGAGGUCGUCUAGUCCAAUCCCCUGCAAUCAAGGCAGGACGAUGUAAUAACAGACCAUCCCUGGCAGGUGUCCAACCAGUUCUUGGAAAACUUCCAGUGAUGGAGAUUCCACAACCUUCUUAGGCUUAUAUUCUAUAUUAUGCUCAAGAAAAAUAUUUCAACCAUGUAAGGCAAUUUGCAAAUUUAGAACUGGACAAAUACAUCAAUGAUCCAGUGUUUCAGUUUUUCAAGGCAUAUGGAACCUUACAUUUAGGUAAAUACAAAGAAGAGGUGAUUGUUAUAUUGGUCAAAUACAAGAUGCUAUCUUACAGCUAGAGAAUGCCAGGAAAUGCCACUCUGAUGUUUCAUUAUGCUGCCUUUUAGCACUCAUUUAUGCACACAAAAUAUGUGAAAAUGUUGAUCGUGAUGCUGUUUUGGAGCUGGAAAACAAAUUAAAGGAAACCCGGAAGACCGCAGGAAUUAAUGCAUUAUAUUAUGCAGGAAUGUUUCUGUGGCUGAUGGGUAAAAAUGAUAAAGCAAAUGAAUACAUUGACAGAAUGCUGAAACUGUCCAAUGGAUCUAGAGAGGGUCUUAUGCUUAAAGGAUGGGUAUGCUGUAUGUCUGACAAACAGCAUGCUAUUAAGAAAUCUAUCAAAUACCUAGACGAAGGGAUCCAAGACACCACCGAUAUAUUUGGGAUGAUGGGAAAGGCAAGAUAUUUCAUGAUGCAACAGAACUAUUCAGGUGCUCUGGAAGUAGUUAACCAAAUAAUAGUCAAUUUUUCUGGUUUCAUACCAGCAUUUAUCCUCAAGAUGAGGCUAUUUUUAGCCCAGCAAGACUGGGAUCAAACUUUAGAAACUGCACUAAGAAUCCUGAGCAAAGAUGGGACCAAUAUAGAUGGACUUCAAGCUAGUAUUGUAAAUGAGCUUUCAAGAACUGGAAACUUGAAUGCAGCAUCGUUUCAACUUAGAGAUUUUAUUCAUUCUUUGGAGACUAAAGAACCUCAAAAUGCAGACUUACAUCUUCGAAAAAUCCUUGUGGUCAGUAGAUUGUGUGGGAAGAAUCAGCAAAUCUUGCAGCUAAUAUAUGGAUUUAUUGAACGCUCGUAUACAAAAUUUAAGUCUUCAGAUGCAUGUUUUGCUAAUGAGCUGGGUUAUCAACUAAUUCUUCAGGGGAAGUGGAAAGAUGCUUCUGUGUGGUAUAGAAGAGCAAUAGAGCUGGAUGAAAGCAGUGUAGAUGCUCUAACAGGUAUUAUUUGGUGCCAGGUGCUGGAAGGGAAGCUGGAUGAAGCAGAGCACCAGCUGGAAUUCUUAAAGGAAGUUCAGCAGUCCAUUGGAAAAUCUGCGGUUCUAGUUUAUCUUCAGGCAGUUAUUGCUUCAAAGAAAAACAAGAACAAACCAGUUGCAACUGCCCUUCUGAAUGAAGCUGCAGAACUUCAUUUUUCUGCUUUGCACGGCCUUCCUCUGAGCAUGGAAUACUAUGAAAAACUAAACCCCAUGUUCCUGAUUGAAAUUGUGAAGGAAUAUUUAGUCUUCUGUCCCAAACAGCCUAGGUCACCUGGUCAAAUUGUAUCUCCUUUUCUUAAACAAGCAGCUAUAAUUUUGAAUCCAGUGAUUAAAGCUGCUCCUGGUAUGCUGGCGCCUCUUUAUUUAAUGGCACAAGUCAAAUAUUUAUCAGUUAUUCCAAAGCAGUACUGGAGAACAGAAGAACUGGAGAGCUACUUCAUUGUUGAAAUCAAAGUUGUGACACCACCAUAUAAUCACGGUGAGUUGGAAAAUGCACAGGGUACUCUGCAACGUUGUCUAGAUUUGGACCCUACAUCAGCAGAUGUCCAUCUUCUCAUGGCCCAGAUCUAUCUGUCUCAAGGAAAUUUCAGAGAGUGUUCUCAUUCAUUGGAGUUGGGGGUCAGUCAUAAUUUUCAGGUUCGUGAUUAUCCACUGUAUCACUUCAUCAAGGCCAGAGCACUGAAUAAAGUAGGAGAUUAUCCAGAAGCCAUAAAAAUUUUAAAAAUGAUUAUCAGUUUACCUUAUAUGAAGAAAGGUGAAAGUAAAAAAAUCCUUGGUACCAGUAUAACAACCAUUGAACGGGUGUCCAUAUAUCUGGAACUUGCAGAAGCACUUCGACUCAAUGGGGAACUGCAUGAAGCUACUAAAAUUAUGCAGGAUGCCAUUCAUGAAUUUAGUGGAACUCCAGAGGAAAUCCGCAUCACUGUUGCUAAUGUAGAUUUGGCUCUCAGUAAAGGGGAAGUGGAAAUAGCGCUAAGCAUGCUGAGAAAUAUCACCCCAAGCCAGCCAUAUUAUACUGAGGUUAAAGAAAAGAUGGCUCAGAUAUACCUUCAGAUACGGAAGGAUAAGAGACUAUACAUUGGAUGUUAUUGCGAACUGUGUGAACAAUUGCCAAGUCCUCAUACUAGCCUUCUCUUGGGAGAUGCCUACAUGAAUAUUCAAGAGCCAGAGAAAGCUGUGGAAGUAUACGAAGCAGCUCAAAGAAAGAAUCCUUUAGAUGCAACACUGGCCAGAAAAAUUGGACAAGCAUAUGUGAAAACUCAUCAAUAUAGCAAGGCUAUUAAUUAUUAUGAAGUAGCUCUAAAGAUGAGUAAGAAGGACUUCUUGUGCCAUGAUCUUGCUGAACUCCUCCUCAAACUCAAGAAGUUUAACAAGGCAGAAAGAGUUCUGAAUCAAGCUAUGGAGCAUGACUCUGUUAAUGACUUGCCUUCCAUGAUGAAGGAUGUCAAGAGCCUGCUUUUACUAGCAAAGAUUUACAAAAACAAUAAAAAAGAAGAAGUGAUGGGAACUUUGAACAAGGCCUGUGACAUACAGUUGAGAAUACUGAAGCGUAUUCCUCUGGAACAACCUGAAUUGAUCCCUUCUCAGAAGCAGUUGACAUCAUUGAUCUGCGUACAGUUUGCUGAGCAAUACCUAAUCGAGAAAGACUAUGUACAAGCUGUUAAAUGGUAUAAAGAUGCACUAUGUUAUACUCAGACAGAUAGUAAAGUACUAUUGCAGUUGGCUCGUCUUUAUUUGGCGCAAGGAGAUAUCGAGUCAUGUGAACAUCAUUGUGCUCUGCUUCUUCAAGAUGACAAUUGCAAUGAAAUUGCAACAAUGCUGCUGAUCCAUGAGAGGAUCUUUGCUCUUAACUAUGACUGCUUAGUUUUCUUAAGCACCAUUGGUGAGGGAACCCUUGUCAAAGGCUUUCUGAAUGUCCAGAUGAUGGCAGACCUCAUGUUUAGAAAACAGAAGUAUGAACAAGCUAUAAAUCUUUACCAAAAUGUUCUGGAUAAAGCACCAGAUAACUUCUCAGUCAUGGAAAGGUUAAUAGAUUUGCUAAGAAGAAGUGGUAAGCUUGAUAAAGCUACAUAUUUCUUUGAAAUGGCUAAGAAAAAGUCAACUCGAGCACUCUUGGAGCCUGGUUAUAACUACUGCAAAGGACUUUACUGCUGGCACAUGGGACAGCCCAAUCAGGCACUGAAGUAUUUCAACAAAGCUCGAAAGGAUAGUGAUUGGGGCCAGAGAGCCAUCAACAAUAUGAUUCAGAUCUGCCUAAAUCCUGAUAAUGAGAUAAUAGGAGGAGAAGUGUUUGAAAGCCUCAAUGCAGAGGACAGUAACUUAAAAGAGAAGAGAGAAUCUGAGCAACAUGGGAUACGCACAGCUGAGAAACUCCUUAAAGAGUUUUAUCCUCAUUCACAAGAGGGACAAAAUCAGAUGAAGAUGUUACAGAACUGCUGUCUGUUGGCCACAAAAGACAAAAUUCAUGUAGAGAAAGCCCUCAGUGUAUUUGUAGAAAUGGCCCAAUAUGAGAGGGAAAGUGUUCCAGCUAUUUUGGCAAUGGCCCAAGCCUAUAUGAUUCUGAAACAGACUCCCAAGGCCAGAACCCAGCUAAAACGGUUAGCCAAAGCUAACUGGACUUUAUCUGAUGCUGAAGAGUUAGAAAAAAGUUGGAUGUUAUUGUCUGACAUAUACUGCAAAAGCGGAAAGUAUGAUCUUGCAACUGAACAACUGAAACGCUGCUUACAAUACAAUAAGUCUUGUUCAAAAGCUUAUGAAUAUAUGGGUUUUAUCAUGGAGAAAGAACAGGCCUAUAAGGAUGCUGCAACUAAUUAUGAAUUAGCUUGGAAAUACAGUAAUCAAGCAAAUCCUGCUGUUGGUUUCAAACUUGCUUUCAAUUACCUGAAAGAUAAGAAAUAUGUGGAAGCAAUAGAAGUUUGUCAUGAUGUUUUGAAGAUAUGCCCAAGUUACCCAAAAAUUAGAGAAGAGAUUUUGGAAAAAGCUCAAGCAGCUCUCAAACCCUAAAAAUAAAAGUCUGGAUAAUAUGAAA
Mauremys reevesii (Reeves's turtle) is the source of this 4797-nucleotide messenger RNA. RefSeq names its product tetratricopeptide repeat domain 21A (gene TTC21A). The transcript has 31 exons. Gene Ontology annotation, biological process: intraciliary retrograde transport; protein localization to cilium. Bases 987 to 4772 code for a protein of 1261 amino acids. The record is from RefSeq and is a predicted model, not a curated record. Gene Ontology annotation, molecular function: protein binding. Lineage: Eukaryota; Metazoa; Chordata; Testudines; Geoemydidae. Gene Ontology annotation, cellular component: intraciliary transport particle A.